CCAUGCAGUGUUCCUUGCAUGCUUGCUCGUGUAUCAAAGUCGUGUAUUUACCUCGGUUUGAAUAGACAUAUGAAAAAGAACAUUUCUAUCGUUAUAACUCUUUCGAUGUGAAUGAUGAUAUUCAUUGUGGGAUAUGAGGUUAGAAAUGUCCGACUCUGAGGGCGGUAAUUUAUCCGAAGAUGAAAAUGAAAUAUUGGUAUAUGUUGAAUUUGAAGGAUACGUUGACAGUAGCACUUUCAAAAAUGACAAACUCAAGCUUGACAUUGCUGGUAUCGACUCAGAUUGUCCAAUUAUGCAGAUCAACGGAAGGUUCUACGAAGGCACCUAUCAUGAUGCUGUCGGAACUUACAUGUUUUUUGAGAAGGAUGAAUCACCAACUGUAGAUGAUCCAGUAUUUGAUACACCUCCAACGCUAAAAUAUUUUGCAAAAACAAGAAAGCUGCUCAAAAUGGAAAGGGUGUUUGCUAUGCAAAGAACUGAAGUCUUGGGAGAUUCUGAUCACAAUUAUUGCAUCCCCAACAUGGAUACCAUCCGAGAAGCAGGUGUACCACCGAAGUAUCAAAAUGAUGCUCUGCAGUUCUGGGAAAAAAUGCGUAAUGAUAGGAUGCAAGCAUUAACUACAUAUUUAGAAAAGCAGCAGAUUCGGGAAGAAAAGCGAUUGCAGGGUAUUGAGCUUGAUUCUGAAUCUGAUGACGACAAUCCAUUUGCUAUGUAUAAACCAAAGAAGAGUAAAGACAUGCAAACUACAGCCCAAAAUGCGGAGUGGCAGUCAACCAAGUCAGAUAGAUUAGAAGACACUACCGAAUCAGAAGAUACAGACGUCACAAAUAUAUUAAACAAGAUAAUGGAACUAGACCCACAUCUAGGAGAGACUGAAAAUUGCUCAAAUAAACCUUUCCAGAAGUUGACAGUCAUAGAUCCUGGCCCGUCAACUUCCAAGCUUAUUGAUUCUGAUAAGCCCUUGUUGGCUGUUAAAAAAAAAAAGAAAACAUAUAAAGUUACAUCUAGAACACAUCAAACAGACGUAUUUAAAAAGCCAAAUAAAAGAGCUCCAAGAUCAAAGAAAUCUGUGAAUGUUUCUAUAUCAAGUCAAAAUACAGAUAAAAGUGGCCAACUUUAUUCUCCACAAUCCGAGGUAGAGUUGCUUGAUACUGGAGACCAACAAUCUCCACAAAUGCUAUCAAACACAAAUGAGAGUGAAAAAGAUCGUAUACCGCCCCAUGUAACGGGUACCAAUAUGAAGAACGUGUGUCUUGUAUCGCGAAGAUUGGAAAAACAAGCAAAACGUGAAGCUAAAAUGAAAGAAAUUUCAGAAAGGCUUAAAACACAUAAAGAAGAAUUAUUAAAAAUGAAGAAUUCCAAUAGAUCGCUUCCAAAUUCAGAGGCUAAAGAUUUAUAGCUUUGUAAUUUCAAAGUUCAAAAAUGAAAUUGUGAAGCCCGAGUUGGUUGUAUUAUGUAUUUCGGAAAUUAAAUUUGCUCUCUGUACUGAUACUCUUGAAGGUAUACGUUGAAUAAUUGAUAUCAAUAAUAUGGCUUGCACUGUUGUUACCGGUUGGUGGAGAGACUUCUCGAAUGAAGCUCAGUAUCAAACAACCGGCUCCUCUGAAAAUAUGUCAACAUUAACGUCACACCCUGCGCGCAUCAUAUUAGGAAGAAUAACGAUUGAACCAAUUUGUUCUCAAACCAGUUAGUAAUAUUAACAAUGGUGAACCCAUAUAUUUUUUUGUUUUCUGUAGUAUGCGAGAUAUAAAGUACAAAUUACAUCAUGUAAAAACACAAAUUGUAUAAAAGUAUAUCUAGGAAUAAUGAUAAUAUUAUUAAAUUAAUAAACAAAUGUAUGUUACAUCAAAA
Messenger RNA from Athalia rosae (coleseed sawfly), 1851 nucleotides. RefSeq lists its product as uncharacterized. Gene Ontology annotation, cellular component: transcription factor TFIIIC complex. The record is from RefSeq and is a predicted model, not a curated record. Lineage: Eukaryota; Metazoa; Arthropoda; Insecta; Hymenoptera; Athaliidae. The coding region runs from base 134 to 1399 and encodes 421 amino acids. Gene Ontology annotation, biological process: transcription by RNA polymerase III. The transcript has 4 exons.